UCCACAACUUUUUUAAAAUUUCGGAAUUGAGUGUCCGUAAAACUUGACCCACGCUUUACUAUUGUUAUUGUUUUUUAUUAUUAUUAUUUUUUUAUAAGAGGUAUAUAUAGGAGGUAAUUUAUGAAUGGCAUCUGAAGCACAAGCUAAUGUUCAAAGAGCUGUUGAGCAAAUGCUAGAGACCAUUGAAAAAGAAAAACUACGUCCACUUUUGAGAGAAGCACAUUUAGGAAGUGCGAGAUGCUGUGAAAAUAUGCUUUUAUCAAAAGAUCAAUUAGAACAUUGCAUGCAAAAAACAUUUCAACCUGCCCAUGAAAUACAAAGUGUUAUAAGUAACGAACUUAAUCAUUUGCAGGAUCGCCUAACUCGAUGCGCUCAACAAUGCCAAGAUAAUGUUCAAGAUAAACUAUCAAAUAAUUCUGAUAUUUCACUUCUACAGAAGGAAUUAGAUAUAUGUGUUGUAAAAUGUUGUGAUAGUCAUAUAAAACUAAUUCCUACAAUAAUGAACCGAAUUUAUGAUUCAUUAAAACAGUUUCAACCAACCUUUUAGUAACUUUUAUAAGUUAUAUUUUAAAUCUUUUUUAGAAAAAAGUUAUUUUUAUGA
Messenger RNA from Hydra vulgaris (swiftwater hydra), 601 nucleotides. RefSeq names its product protein FAM136A. Gene Ontology annotation, cellular component: cytoplasm. The record is from RefSeq and is a predicted model, not a curated record. NCBI's taxonomy places the organism in Eukaryota, Metazoa, Cnidaria, Hydrozoa, Anthoathecata, Hydridae.